Molecule: messenger RNA, 1003 nt
Organism: Dioscorea cayenensis subsp. rotundata (Guinea yam)
Lineage: Eukaryota; Viridiplantae; Streptophyta; Magnoliopsida; Dioscoreales; Dioscoreaceae
Product: cyclin-P4-1-like
Exons: 2
Coding region: 134-829 (231 amino acids)
Biological process (GO): regulation of cyclin-dependent protein serine/threonine kinase activity
Molecular function (GO): protein kinase binding
Source: RefSeq, a predicted model, not a curated record
AUAGCUGAGAACAACCUCCUACUUUCCCUCAUAGCUCUCACUUUCAAACAUCUCAUUUAGAAAACCUCAUCUCCUACUCCAUCUACCAUCUCUCUUAUUCUCCUCAAACUGAGUGAGAGAGAGAGAGAGAGCAAUGGCAGAAGAAUGGGAGUCAUCCAAAGUGUACCCAAGGGUAGUGACAACACUCUCUUCUCUUCUCCAAAGAGUAGUAGAGAUCAAUGAAUCAUCAUCAUCAUCAUCAACAACAACAAAACCAUUACUAUCAGUAUGGACAACAACAAACAAUGGAGAUGAAGCAAAGGAAGAGGAAGAGGAAGAGAAGAAGAAGAAUUCUUCAGUGUUUCAAGGAGUUAGAAAACCAGGGAUAAGUAUAAAGAAGUAUUUGGAGCGCAUCUUCAAGUAUGCAGGAUGUAGUCCAGCAUGCUUUGUUGUGGCUUAUGUCUACUUAGAUCGUUUCACUCGACACUGUCCAAAUCUCUCCAUCGACUCUUUCAAUGUUCAUCGUCUUCUCAUCACUACCGUCUUGCUUGCAACUAAGUUCUUGGAUGACAUAUACUACAACAAUGCGUACUUUGCAAAAGUCGGAGGAAUUAGCAUGGCAGAGAUGAACUUACUGGAAAUCAAUUUCUUAUUUGGGAUUCAAUUUGAAUUGAAUGUUGCUCCCAGAGUGUUCAGCUCUUAUUGCUCCAUUCUGGAGAAUGAAAUGAGCUUUGAAUCCCCCAAUGCGGGUCCCAGGUUGCACUGUUUCUUAUCAGAAGAAGAAACAAACAUCUGCAAACAGAAGCAACUGGCUCAGAGUAACAGCAAGACAACAACGCAGUGUUCUUAGUUUGUUUAGAAAAUUAAAAACAUUUUGUCCCAAUUCAUGAGGACCUGGAGAGCUUCACUUCAGUCUUCUUUCUUCUCUGAUUGUCCUUGCCAUACCUGGCUUUGAUUCUCUUGUGUACAGACUGGAUUGUACUCAUUGUUCCUUGUUGAAUGUUGAUAGUGAGAACUUUUGUUC